This is a messenger RNA of Paramecium sonneborni, 508 nucleotides long. The record is from the annotation of a GenBank genome assembly. NCBI's taxonomy places the organism in Eukaryota, Ciliophora, Oligohymenophorea, Peniculida, Parameciidae.
AUGAUUAAUAAUUAAAUUUAUUAACCAGUUGAAUUCGUAUAUUCAUAUACGAUAGGAGGAAAGGAGACAUAGCAUUUUUAAUUAAAAAAUUAAUUACCACAAAAGAAGAGAAAUCUUACAGAAGAAGAAAAAAGAUAAAUAAAAAGAGAAAUACAUGAUGAGUUUAACAAAAAGAAAAUUGUAAAGAAAACAAUUAAUAAGCAAAUCAUUAUUAAUAUUAAUCACAAAAAAUAUUUAAAAUUGUAUGUCUUAUUUAAUAUAGAUUAGAUUUAAGAAAUUAAAAAGUAGAAAAAAUAAAGUGACAAAAUUAGGUCUAGGAAAAAGAAUAAAAUUAGUAAAGAGAGAAAGAAUCUACAAGUUGACUAAAGAAGAUGAUGAAGAGUAAGUAAAAGUAAAGGAUGCUUAUGACAGAGAGUAUGAUAAAGGUAAGGUAAAGAAGGUUAAGAAGAAAAGAGAAAAAUAAUAACUAGAUUUUGAUAAAGCAUAUAAAUUAAAAUAUAAUAAAUGA